AUGCACCCAACCCUCUCCACACAACCGGGCGUGACGCCGCCCUCGCUCGGCCGCCUGGCAUCGAGGAUAGCCACGAUCCUCAUGGGCAAGCACAAGCCCAUGUGGGACCCGUCGACCGACUGCGGUGACUACGUCGUCGUCACCAACUGUGCAGCGCUGCAUACGACCGGCAACAAGAAGUGGCAAAAGACCUACUACCGACACAACACGCGGCCGGGCUCUCUCAAGAGCGUCACCAUGGAUGUGCUCAUGGCCAAGUUUGGCGGCGCCGAGGUCCUGCGCAAGGCCGUCAGCGGUAUGCUGCCCAAGAACCGCCUCCGUGACAAGCGCCUAGCCAGGUUAAAGGCCUUUGAGGGCGACGCCCACCCGUACAAGAAUAACUUGAUACAAUUCGGCGGCAAGACUGUGGGCCACGACGGAUGGGAGGAGGCUGUCAAGGCAAUCAGGGAGGCAGACUCCAAGAAAUUAUAG
This is a messenger RNA of Pestalotiopsis fici W106-1, 471 nucleotides long. Its product is annotated as 54S ribosomal protein L23. The coding region runs from base 1 to 471 and encodes 156 amino acids. Gene Ontology annotation, molecular function: mRNA binding; structural constituent of ribosome. The record is from RefSeq and is a predicted model, not a curated record. Gene Ontology annotation, cellular component: mitochondrial large ribosomal subunit; ribosome. Gene Ontology annotation, biological process: negative regulation of translation; translation. Lineage: Eukaryota; Fungi; Ascomycota; Sordariomycetes; Amphisphaeriales; Sporocadaceae. The transcript has a single exon.